This is a messenger RNA of Portunus trituberculatus (swimming crab), 1524 nucleotides long. RefSeq lists its product as uncharacterized. Bases 1 to 1524 code for a protein of 507 amino acids. NCBI's taxonomy places the organism in Eukaryota, Metazoa, Arthropoda, Malacostraca, Decapoda, Portunidae. The transcript has 4 exons. The record is from RefSeq and is a predicted model, not a curated record.
AUGAAACCCACAGAUAUGAAAAAGCCUUUAUUAGUAUACAAAAAAGCUCUCAAAUAUGUAGCGUCACACCCCAGCCUUCAGCUACACGACGCUGCAGUACGCAAAGAAAAUAGGGUUGUCCCAGUAAACGCAGUGACAGUGAAUGCUGUUACUACAGAUCACACGAUGUAUCGCCCUCAGAAUGUCAGAAAUAUACAUUGUCAGAGCCUUGAUGGACACGGGGCAGGGGUAUCUCUUGUAUCGCGUGACGUUGUAGACAAACUUAAAAAGAAACACAUUACUCCAACAAAUAAGGUAAUUCGCAAUGCGAGUGGAGAUGAAAUGUUGACUUCAGGAAAGACUAAGCUAACUUUGACAAUUGGAGGUAAGAUAUACACACAUGAUUUUGUGAUCAGUGAAGAUAGAGCCUUGCCAUCACAGAUAAUAAUAGGUUUUGACUUUAUGAAAAGAUAUAAUGUGAAUCUAAAUACCAAACCUCUGCAAUUAUAUAUUGAAGGAAGGAGAAUUGUUAUUGUAGAAAUACCCAUGAUGCAUGCCAUCAUGAUAACUGAGAGAAGUGAAAAGGAAGCAGUAACAAAUGAAUCAAAGGAUAAUCCCAGUUAUAAAUGCUCAGUAGCUCAGACAUCAAUAUUACAAGGAGUACGAGUGAGUUAUGUGACCUUAGAAACAAAGUUAGUGGAUAGUGAUAUCGCUAUAUUCGAGCCAGUUAAAGGAGUUAUAGGGUCUCAGUUUUUAUGUCCAGGUUUAGUGAAAUUAGAAAAUGACAUGGAGAAGAAGAAAUCUAGGUUUGUGGUGAGGUAUAUAAAUUUCUCGAGUGAACAUGUGCCGUUAGAGCCAGGGAAAACAUUAGGCUACUUACAGUCAUGUCAGAGUGAGGUUCUGCCAAGCGGGAGUGAUGAAUAUACAGUGAAUGGUGUGACAGAAGAAAAUGAAACAGAUAAAAUGAAGGCCUUUUCAGAAAUCAUUAAUCACAUGUAUCCUGAGGGAACAAGGAAAAAUCAAAUAUUGAAAGAAUUAGUUGUUAAAUACUCCUCUGUCUUUGCUAGUGAUGACGACAUUCCAAGUAUAUCACCCUUUUUCUAUCACACCAUUCAGUUACAGUCCAGACCUACGUCCAAGAAACCUUAUCCCAUCCCAGCUUGUUUUUAUGAUAAGACUGUGGGGCUAUGCAUGGGAUACGUUCAAGCCUGGGAUGUACCCCAAAGCUCACCUCCUCAACAAGGGAUGAGUUUCUCCCAAGACCAUCAACUACUUGUAACUGGACAAGCUUAUGUGGUGCCUUUUUUGUUGAAAUUGGAGGAUAUCUAUGAGCCAAUUAAAAAAGCCAUCAAUAUCACUCAGAAUAUAAUAUAUAAUUUAGAUGAAAUUGCAGGAGAUGAUUUUAUCAUCAAUCAGAAUAUGAUAUAUAAUUUAGAUGAAAUUGAGGGAGAUGAUUUUAUCUUGUUUACCUCUUUGAUUUCUCAGCAUAUCCUGGCUUUUCAAGAAAGAUUAAAAAUUUGCAUGCUUCAAUGCAGGAUUUCCUAA